Molecule: messenger RNA, 4524 nt
Organism: Harpia harpyja (harpy eagle)
Lineage: Eukaryota; Metazoa; Chordata; Aves; Accipitriformes; Accipitridae
Gene: GRIA4
Product: glutamate ionotropic receptor AMPA type subunit 4
Exons: 10
Coding region: 177-1478 (433 amino acids)
Biological process (GO): synaptic transmission, glutamatergic; monoatomic ion transport; modulation of chemical synaptic transmission
Cellular component (GO): dendritic spine; plasma membrane; postsynaptic membrane
Molecular function (GO): AMPA glutamate receptor activity; transmitter-gated monoatomic ion channel activity involved in regulation of postsynaptic membrane potential
Source: RefSeq, a predicted model, not a curated record
AAAACAAAAGAAAAAAAAAACAAAAAGAAAGGAAGAAACCUCUCUUUUUCUCCCCCUUCCUUUUUUUUUUUUUUUUAAUUCUUGAUUUUGUUUGUAGCCACCUCGUCCUCAAUGCCUCUCUGAGCAGCAUCUAGCGAGCGAGCGGGAGAAGGCGAGACAGAGAGGCAAAAGAGAAGAUGAGGAUAAUUUGCAGACAGCUUGUCUUGUUGUUUUCUGGCUUUUGGGGACUAGCAAUGGGAGCUUUUCCUAGCAGUGUGCAAAUAGGUGGUCUCUUCAUCAGGAACACAGAUCAGGAAUAUACUGCUUUUCGAUUAGCAAUUUUUCUUCAUAACACCAGCCCCAAUGCAUCUGAAGCACCUUUUAAUUUGGUUCCUCAUGUAGACAACAUUGAAACAGCUAACAGCUUCGCUGUAACAAAUGCCUUUUGCUCCCAGUAUUCUAGAGGAGUUUUUGCCAUUUUUGGGCUAUAUGAUAAGAGAUCAGUACAUACCUUGACCUCAUUCUGCAGCGCCUUGCACAUCUCCCUCAUCACGCCGAGUUUCCCCACGGAGGGUGAGAGUCAGUUUGUGCUGCAGCUGCGGCCAUCUCUGCGGGGAGCCCUCCUGAGCUUGCUGGAUCAUUAUGAAUGGAACCGCUUUGUCUUCCUGUAUGACACAGAUCGAGGUUAUUCAAUACUUCAAGCUAUUAUGGAAAAAGCGGGACAAAAUAGCUGGCAAGUGAGUGCCAUCUGUGUGGAGAAUUUUAAUGAUGCCAGCUACAGGCGGCUUUUAGAAGAUCUGGACCGAAGGCAAGAAAAGAAAUUUGUAAUAGACUGUGAAAUAGAGAGGCUUCAGAAUCUCUUAGAACAGAUUGUGAGCGUGGGAAAGCAUGUUAAAGGAUACCAUUAUAUUGUUGCCAACCUGGGAUUCAAAGAUAUUUCUCUGGAGAGAUUUAUGCAUGGAGGAGCCAAUGUGACUGGAUUUCAGCUAGUAGAUUUCAGUACCCCGAUGGUAACUAAGCUGAUGCAACGCUGGAAGAAGCUGGACCAGAGAGAAUACCCAGGAUCUGAGACCCCACCAAAGUAUACAUCGGCAUUAACAUACGAUGGAGUACUUGUGAUGGCUGAAACUUUCCGUAAUCUUAGAAGACAGAAAAUUGAUAUUUCAAGGAGAGGAAAUGCUGGUGAUUGUCUUGCUAACCCUGCAGCCCCAUGGGGUCAAGGAAUUGAUAUGGAGAGGACAUUAAAACAGGUUCGAAUACAAGGAUUGACAGGGAACGUUCAGUUUGACCACUAUGGUCGCAGAGUCAACUACACCAUGGAUGUCUUUGAGCUGAAGAACACAGGCCCUCGGAAGGUUGGUUACUGGAACGACAUGGAUAAAUUAGUUUUGAUUCAGCAUGAACCUACACUUGGAAAUGACACUUCAGCCAUUGAGAAUAGAACAGUAGUUGUCACUACAAUUUUGCCUCUGAUGAAGAAUCCUAUUUUAAGAAAUUGAUCAAGGAAGAAAAGAGUCCCAAGAUGCUGCGAACAUUCCUAACUAAGGCUCAAGUAUUAACCACCAGUCUAGUAGCAUUGAGCUAAUUUUUCCAUAUGGAUUACUGUUCCUCUGACUGGAUGACCAGGCACUGAACCACCAAGAAAAGUUCUGUGACUAAUCUGAAAUGUCUAGAACAGAUGACGUUAACCUUCAACUUUGCCAAGCUGAGAAGAGAACGAUGUGAAUAACAAGCUUUCAGUCGAAAUUUUCCUCUCAUACCAAUCCUGAUAUCUUUGACUGAAGCUACCAUACAUGAAUACUGUAAUUUCCAUAAGUAGCUCCAAGCUUAGGAGAAGCAAGUAAAAAAUAACAAUGAAAAGUAAUAUGAAAGGUUCCUGUUUACCAGAAAGGAGAAAAAGGAAAACAAGAAAGCUUUUAAAAUGUGUUAUCUUGCCUGUCCUGUUUGCAUUGAAGCAUUUUGAUGUUCAUAAUAAAUGUUAUCUUCAAAAGAACUUUUCCAGUCCCUGUAUUGAAAGGACUGGUGGGAUCAUUUUCAAAACCAAAAAGCUGAAUUAAUAUUCCAAAGCAUGCCCUAUGUUUAUGCAGCAUGUCAUUUUGGGAUAAAUGCAAUUAUUUGAAAGCAGCACUGCUUCUUGACAGAAAGUGUCCCCUUUCAAUGUUUCAAAAUCACAGUGCAAGAGAAAUAUAUCAGAAUUUGGUUUGAAUAAGAAUAUAUGGUGAAUUCUGCCUUAUCAUGCCCAUCUCCCACUGACUGCACUGGGAGCUGCACACAUGAUGCUGAAGGCAGAUUAGAACCAUGAUUCUUAAUAUUGGCCUGCCAGGGCAACGUAUUUAGCAUCCACAAUCAUUUGAUCACACACACAAAGAAAGGAUAUAUUUAACUAGGAUAACUUUCAGAAUCCUCUUAUUUUGCUUUUUUCUGUAUUAUAAUCAUGUUGCAAAUGCCAGACAGAGACCUUUUCACCUCUUCAUUGCCCUCUUCACAUUGAAGGGAAGUUGAACCAUUGUAGAUGACAAAUAUAAUUUUGGUUGCAUGCAUAUUUUCCAACACUAAACUGAAAAGCUUCUGCAACCAGUGCUGUCAGGUUUUUCAGUCUUUGAAGACAGGUGUCGUGGCAGCGUAAGAAAAGUUUACAAGUUUUCAGCAUGGCUCGCUUUAAUUUUUGCCUGAAGCCAAAUAGCACAAGUUGGUUUGCCUGCUCUUUCUUCAGUUUUUAUGCGUCUAUGCUUACUUUGCUGUAAUGUGGCUGUAUGGCUAUUGCAUAGAAGGUGCAUUAUAAUGAAUUAGCUCUGCACUCAAAGAACUUAGUACAGUGUUUUCUACUUGGCAAAAUGUUAUGUUCAUUUGUAACGUAGUGAGAGCACAUAGAAUUUAUUUUACAGUUUUGGUUUAGUGCAUAGGCACUCAACCUAUCUCCAAUUAGUCAUGUGGUGAAGGAGCAGCCCAGACAGAGGUGGCAGCAGGGGCAGCUGAUGUGCUUUACCAGCUGCUGUGCAGCCCUGCUUUUUAUAGUUCCUGGGAGAGACCUGUCCCCUGCACCUCAUGUGAUGCACAGCCUCCUGCACAUCUGGCCCUCUGGAAAGGACAGAUUUUCUACCUGUGUGCAGAAGCAUUCCCUCCAGGGGAGGCUUGGGACCUCCAAGUGCACAGUAGGCUCAUUGUAUGACUGGAGAAGGGAUGCCAUGUGCAGCCCUCCUCUAACACUAAGGUAAAGCGAGUGACUUACCCAGCUAGGAAGAAUGAUCAUCUCUGAUUUAGCAAGUUGAGAAUAUAGGGGAGUAGGCUGGGAAGACUACUUCAAAGUCUCUAAUCCAUUUCAUGAUACAGCCAACUUUGUACCUACUGUGAGACUGCAAACUUUAAAAUCACAAAAAUCCUUUAGAAACAAAGGUUGAUGUACAUAAGCUGCAUCUGCAUUGUGGCUUCCAGCUCAAUAUUUUAAGGAGAUAGUCUUGGUGUUGGCAGAUAAAGCUUUAAGGGCAGGAUCCAGUUCAUGACUGAGCCACUAAAUGUACAUGACUUUACAAAGGAUAUUGAUUCAGUUGCCUGCUUAUAAGCACUCAGUGACAUUUAAGAUGCUCUAGGAUAUACUGCCUACCCCCCAUUUCUUACACUGGCAGGAUGACACUUGCCUGUCUCAUGCAGUAUAUGACCACUCCAUCUGGAUGUCUCAGCUAGCGUAUGUUGUUUCAGGCAUGUGGGAUAGGUUGUACCUCAAGUAUGUAAGUUUUCAUCAAAGUCCGCAAAGAUUUAGAAAUUGAUUCAAUGGCCCAUAGGUGGAUGCCUAACACUGAGGAUAUCAGACCUAUCCAUAAAGGGUCAGCACAAAGGACCUGCAGAAUGGCACUUGGAGGUCAAGCAGGUUACCGUAGGGCAUAUCAGAUGAUAGAUAACCUUCAUUAGGUGACUGAGAACCACCCUCAUUGUUUUGACUGAUAUACUCUUCAUGAAGUCUUACCUCAAAAAUUCUAACUGUAACCUUCUUUCUCAUAAUAGAAAAAUAUUUUUUCAUUAGAAACUUUAUUAAUUAAAUUGUUUAGUAAACUGGAGAAAAAAUUGAAGUUUGUUGCAUGACAAUAAUAAAGAUUUCAAACCGAAUCCUGGACACUUUAUUCAGAAAAAAACCCCAAAACCCAAAACGCAAAAAACCUUCCAUUGACAUUUACAGAAGUUUCUUUCAGAAUAAAGUGUGAUAGUAUGUGCCACUCCUGUUCUAAAAAUGAGACAUUUCCUUGCACAAAUAUUUGUCACUUUUACAAAUAAUUUUUACAAUGUUUAAAGAUUCCAAAAUGAACUUUAGAAUAGGAAAGCCAAACAUAGAUCUGUUUGGUAUUUGCAUUAGUUACUUUCUCAAGCUUUCCUUAUAGUAUGAAUCAUGAGUUGUGAGCAUUUUACUGUACACAUGAAUUUGUGGCAAUGUGGUGGAAUGAUUUGUUUACAUCUAUAAAGGUAAUUGUUCCAGACAUCAACUUGUAUUUACAAAUGUUAAGUAUUGUUAUAAAAUUGUGAAUUAUAUAAGUAAAGCUUGCACCAUUUCAAAUA